This is a messenger RNA of Naegleria lovaniensis, 1587 nucleotides long. RefSeq lists its product as uncharacterized. Gene Ontology annotation, molecular function: ATP binding; ATP-dependent protein folding chaperone; heat shock protein binding. Bases 1 to 1587 code for a protein of 528 amino acids. Gene Ontology annotation, biological process: cellular response to unfolded protein; protein refolding. The transcript has 2 exons. Lineage: Eukaryota; Heterolobosea; Eutetramitea; Acrasida; Naegleriidae. Gene Ontology annotation, cellular component: cytoplasm; mitochondrion. The record is from RefSeq and is a predicted model, not a curated record.
AUGUUCAGAGGCAACCAAUUGCUGCGACAAAUCAAGAAGAGUAAUCACUCCCUCUUCUCUUUGCAACAACAACAAUUGAGAAAUAAGAUUAUUGGUAUUGACUUGGGUACCACUAACAGCUGUGUUGCUGUCAUGGAAAGUAACAAGAAUGCCCGUGUGAUUGAAAACGAUAUCGGUGCCAGAACAACACCAUCUGUUGUAGCCUUCGAUAAGGAUGGAAACCUCUUGGUUGGUGCUUUGGCAAAGAGACAAGCCGUAACCAAUCCAAAGAAUACACUUACGGCCAUUAAAAGAUUAAUCGGUCGUCGUUUUGAUGACCCAAUGACCAAACGUGAUAUGGAAAUUGUGCCAUACGAAAUUAUUCGUGGUCCUAACGGUGAUGCUUGGGUAAGAGCUGGCGGAAAGGAUUUAUCACCAUCUCAAGUCAGUGCUUUCAUUUUGCAAAAGAUGAAGGAAACCGCUGAAAGCUAUUUGGGAGAGAAGGUAACUCAAGCCAUUGUUACCGUUCCAGCUUACUUUAACGAUUCUCAAAGACAAGCCACCAAAGAUGCUGGUACUAUUUCUGGUUUGACUGUUGAACGUAUCAUCAACGAGCCUACUGCUGCUGCUUUGGCUUACGGAUUGGAUACUUCCAAGCACGGUAUCAUUGCUGUUUACGAUUUGGGUGGUGGUACUUUUGAUAUUUCAAUCUUGGAAAUUCAAGAUGGUGUUUUCGAAGUCAAGGCUACCAAUGGUGAUACAUUCUUGGGAGGUGAAGACUUUGAUCAUAAAGUUGCUGAAUGGCUCAUUACUGACUUCAAGGCUAAGGAAGGAGUCGAUUUGUCAAAGGAUCCAAUGUCUUUGCAACGUAUCCGUGAAGCUGCUGAAAAGGCCAAGAUUGAAUUGUCCAGUGCUCAAUCCACAGAUAUCAACUUGCCAUUCAUUUGCUCCACUCCAGAAGGUCCAAAGAACUUGCAAACCACAUUAACUCGUGCCAAAUACGAACAAAUGACUGCUGAUUUGGUGAAUCGUACCAUUGAACCAUGCAGAAAGUGUUUGAAAGACGCUGGAAUUUCCUUGAAGGAUAUCAAUGAAGUGGUCUUGGUCGGAGGUAUGACUCGUAUGCCACGUGUUCAACAAUUGGUUUCUGAAUUCUUUGGUAGAAAGCCAUCCAAGAAUGUGAAUCCUGAUGAAGUUGUUGCUUUGGGUGCUGCCAUCCAAGGAGGUGUUUUGAAAGGAGAUGUUGAUGGUAUUGUCUUGUUGGACGUGACACCACUCUCUUUGGGUAUUGAAACAUUGGGAGGAGUCUUUUCAAGAAUGAUUAAUCGUAAUACAACCAUUCCAACCAAGAAGAGUCAAAUCUUUUCCACUGCUGCCGAUAAUCAAACUCAAGUCGGAAUUAAGGUCUUCCAAGGUGAGAGAGAUAUUGCUGCCUAUAACAAGUUGUUGGGUCAAUUCGAGUUGGUUGGUAUUCCAGCUGCACCAAGAGGUGUUCCUCAAAUUGAAGUAACCUUUGAUAUUGAUGCCAAUGGUAUUUUGAACGUUAGUGCUGUGGAUAAGGCAUCUGGAAAGGAACAACAAAUUACUAUUCAAUCAAGCGGUGGUUGA